Molecule: messenger RNA, 381 nt
Organism: Pedinophyceae sp. YPF-701
Lineage: Eukaryota; Viridiplantae; Chlorophyta; Pedinophyceae
Source: the annotation of a GenBank genome assembly
AUGACCGACGUCUCUCAGCUCCCCAUCCCUGGAGGUUUCGAUCCACUCUCCGAAGGGAUUACGACUCUCGACGAGAACACCCAGGCAAAUGAGUCGAGCAAGCAGCUGAAGGGAUCUUCCGAGGAGUACAUUCACAUUCGCGUCCAGCAGCGCAAUGGCAGGAAGAGUCUGACGACCAUUCAGGGACUCGCGACUCAAUACGACAAGAAGAAGAUCCUCAAGGCCCUGCGCAAGGACUUUUGCUGCAACGGUGCCAUCAUUGAGGACCCCAAGUACGGCCAGGUGAUCCAGCUCCAGGGCGACCAGCGCAAGAACGUGGCCACGUUCCUCGUGGACACCAAGAUCACCAAGAAGGACAUGAUCAAGAUCCACGGGUUCUAA